Molecule: messenger RNA, 732 nt
Organism: Hyaloperonospora brassicae
Lineage: Eukaryota; Oomycota; Peronosporomycetes; Peronosporales; Peronosporaceae
Source: the annotation of a GenBank genome assembly
AUGUCCUCGGUCGACACGGCCAACCCGACGGCGCUGGAGGUUCCCACGACUGUCACUGCUACUACCACUACUACAACUACCACUACCACUACACCUGUAUCGUCCGCCCUCGAUACGGCCACGUCCAGUGCAGUGACGCGCACGACAAAGACACGCGACCGCAGUGGCUCGUUAGUCUCCUCGCUACAGCGCCUCGAGUGCGUUCGCGUGUCCAAGAGCAUCUACCGCAGCGGCUCCCACUUCUACGUCGUCGACGUCUUUCUGCAGCGCAGUGCAGCGCGGUGCCGGCUCUCGGAAAGUGUCUACAGGGCCUCACCGGCCUCGCAGCUGUCGCGGCGGACCAUGCGCGACUUUCUGAUGGCCGAACGCGAGCCGGACUUUGUAGUCGAGCGUCGCUUCUUCGAGUUUCGCCAGCUCCGCGACGCGAUUGCAGCGGUCGUCAGGGCGAAUGGCGCCCACGUGGACACGUGCGUCGACUGUCGAGGGCUCGUGCGGGUGGCACGCACGUCGAAGCAUCAGUACUGGACGAUGCGACGUCUGUUUGGGAAUACGAAGCAGCGACGCACAUUGGUGUCUACCUUUGUGAAUGACCUCCUGGCACGCGCGAUCGGUGUGACCCGUGAGAGCCGGACAGGUGACAUGGAGAAGAGCUGCAUUGUGCGCGAGCAAGUGGCGGAGCUGUUGCAAGAGUUUCUCAAGCGGAGGUUUCAGCCGUCCCUUGGCAUUAUCUAG